Molecule: messenger RNA, 1692 nt
Organism: Penicillium pulvis
Lineage: Eukaryota; Fungi; Ascomycota; Eurotiomycetes; Eurotiales; Aspergillaceae
Product: MFS transporter
Exons: 3
Coding region: 1-1692 (563 amino acids)
Biological process (GO): transmembrane transport
Molecular function (GO): transmembrane transporter activity
Source: RefSeq, a predicted model, not a curated record
AUGCUCGGUGAUCCACCGAGUCGGGCUGCGAUCGGGCUGAAAUGUGACUCCGUCACUUAUCUCGCCAUCGCUAGCGCCAUGAGCAAACUCGCUGGAGAGGAACCUGAGCGAACAGGAAUCCCCUACUGGCGCUUGAUCUUCGAUGCGAGCGUUAUUCCUCGCGAGGUCGCAGCGCACCAUCACGAUGGGGCCGGUACAGAUGAGGAUCCCUUUCAGGUAACCUGGAUUGAUAAUGAUGCGCGCAAUCCUAUGAACUUCGGUAUUGUGCAAAAAUGGAUGAUCACGUUGUUGGUCGGGAUCAACACCCUUGCAGUCGCAUUGGUCUCGUCUGCGUACUCGGGCAGUCUGGUUGAGAUCAUCGAAGACUUUCGAAUCAGCGAGGAGCUGGGUAUUGUCGGAAUCUCGUUAUUCGUUGUCGGAUUCGCUGUCGGACCCUUGAUCUGGGCGCCGCUCAGUGAGAUGUAUGGGAGAAGACCCAUUCUGAUCGCAAGCUCGGCCGGAUUGGCGGCUUUCACGGCGGGAUGUGCUGGUGCGCAGAAUAUCUGGACUCUGCUGAUUCUGCGUUUCAUCGCUGGAUCAUUAGGCUCGGCUCCAUUCGCUGUUGCGGGAGGUGUGAUUGCGGACUGCUUCCCUCCCAUCAGCCGUGGACUUGCAAGUGGUCUGUAUUGCGCUGCGCCGUUCUUGGGUCCAACGCUGGGCCCGAUCAUUGGUGGAUUCUUGUCGGAGUCUGCUGGUUGGCGCUGGGUUGAAGGGCUGGUGGCCGCAUUCGCGGGACUCUUGGGAAUUAUUACUCUUUUCUUCUUACCUGAGACUUUUGCGCCUACCCUGCUGAGCAAACGAGCCGAGCGAUUGUCUGCCUCUACUGGCUAUGUGUAUCGUAGCAAGCUCGAGAUUGACCAAGGCAAGAAGAGUCCUGCGGAUGUCUUCAAAGUGGCUCUUUCAAGGCCAUGGGUACUCCUUUUCCGGGAACCCAUUGUUCUGCUACUUUCGAUCUACCUCGCCAUUAUCUAUGGAAUCUUAUACAUGCUCUUCGCGGCAAUGCCAAUUGUCUACCAAACGGAGCGCGGCUGGAGUGAAGGACUCGGCGGACUCUCGUUCUUAGGAAUCACAGUCGGCAUCCUCUUCUCCGUGGUCGCAACUUUCCCGAUCUACUUCAACUACAAGAAGAAGACUCUCGCCGCUGGUGGUCGCCUAGCACCGGAGAAGCGCCUCCCAGGUGCCAUGAUCGGCUCAAUCGCAUUGCCCGCAGGUCUAUUCUGGUUCGCCUGGACGAAUUCUCCCUCCAUCCACUGGAUGGCCUCUAUCGCAGCUGGUGUUCCCCUCGGCUUCGGCAUGGUGAUGGUCUUCCUUCCAAUCCUGAACUAUCUGAUUGACGCAUACACGAUCUACGCCGCAUCGGUUCUGGCUGCCAACGCUGCCUUGCGCUCGGUCUUCGGAGCCGUCUUCCCGCUGUUCACCACUUAUAUGUAUGAGAAUCUCGGUAUCCACUGGGCUUCUUCUAUCCCGGCUUUCCUGGCCCUCGCAUGCGUGCCCAUGCCUUUCCUGUUUUACCGCUUUGGUCCGGGGAUCAGAAAGCGGUGUCACUAUGCUGCUACCUCGCAUGCAUUUAUGGAGAAGUUAUAUGAGAAAGCUGCAUUGCCACCAAAGGUUGAGAGAGAUGAAGCUGGCGAUGGCGAGACUGCGUCAGAUUAA